This is a messenger RNA of Nannospalax galili (Upper Galilee mountains blind mole rat), 1176 nucleotides long. It is a transcript of the gene Serpinb11, whose product is annotated as serpin family B member 11. The coding region runs from base 1 to 1176 and encodes 391 amino acids. The transcript is spliced from 7 exons. Gene Ontology annotation, biological process: negative regulation of endopeptidase activity. NCBI's taxonomy places the organism in Eukaryota, Metazoa, Chordata, Mammalia, Rodentia, Spalacidae. Gene Ontology annotation, molecular function: serine-type endopeptidase inhibitor activity. The record is from RefSeq and is a predicted model, not a curated record.
AUGGAUGCUCUCAGCACAGCAAAUGCUGAAUUUUGCCUUGAUGUCUUCAAACAGCUGAGCAGUAGCAAUGUGGGAGAAAACAUCUUCUUUUCUCCACUGAGUCUGUUUUAUGCUCUAAGUAUGAUCCUUCUAGGCACCAGAGGACAGAGUGCCGAGCAAAUGGAAAAGGUCCUUCACUAUGAACACUUUUCAAAAUACUUAAAACCAGAGAUGAAAGACUCACGUGAGUGCAGCCGGGCUGGAAGGAUGCACUCUGAAUUUGGAGUCCUACUAUCCCAAAUCAACCAACCGAAUUCUAAUUAUACCCUCAGCAUUGCCAACAGACUCUAUGGGACAAAGGCAAUAACAUUCCACCAGCAAUAUUUAAGGUGUUCAGAGAAACUAUACCAAGCCAAGCUGCAAGCUGUUGAUUUUGAAUUAUCUACAGAAGAGACGAGGAAAACUAUUAAUGCUUGGGUUGAAAGUAAAACUAAUGGAAAAGUCACGAACCUCUUUGGGAAGGGCACAAUUGACCCUUCCUCUGUCAUGGUCCUGGUGAGUGCCAUAUAUUUCAAAGGACAAUGGCAAAACAAAUUUCAGGAGAGGAAGACAGUGAAAGCUCCCUUCCACAUGAGCGUGGGUAAAAGUGUAAUGGUCAAAAUGAUGUAUCAGACUGGAAGAUUUAAACUGGCCAACAUAAAGAAGCCACAAAUGCAAGUCCUAGAGCUGCCUUAUUCAAACAACAAUCUAAACAUGAUCAUUUUGCUUCCGCAUGGAAUGGCUAAUGUAAAACAGAUAGAAAGGCAGCUGAAUGUGAGGACUCUUCAGGAGUGGACCAACUCUUCUAACAUGGUGGAAAGUGAAGUGGAAGUGUGUAUCCCCAGAUUCAAGCUCGAAAUGAAAUAUGAGCUGAACUCCCUGUUGAAAUCCCUGGGGAUGAAGAAUAUCUUCAACGUGGCUGCAGCUGAUUUUUCUGGAAUGUCACCAGACAAGGGCUUGUAUUUAUCCAAGGUCAUUCACAAGUCAUAUGUGGAUGUCACCGAAGAGGGCACUGAGGCAGCAGCGGCCACUGGGGAGAGUGUUGCUGUAAAAAGACUCCUUAUCCCUGUUCAGUUUAUGGCAGAUCAACCUUUCUUAUUUAUUAUUCGUGACCUGUUCGGCCAUAUUCUUUUUGCUGGCAAGUUUGCCUCUCCAUAG